This is a messenger RNA of Procambarus clarkii (red swamp crayfish), 1197 nucleotides long. Lineage: Eukaryota; Metazoa; Arthropoda; Malacostraca; Decapoda; Cambaridae. The record is from RefSeq and is a predicted model, not a curated record.
AUGGAUCGUGGUAAAGGACAGAGCACUUCGGCGCCCAAGAAAGAUACGAAAACCACCAAGGGGGAUAGGUUGUGUAUGCUCUAUCAAAAGUUCAGCAGGGUGAAGCUUACCCCCAGUAAAAUUCCUGAAUUGUUGGAUAAUUUAUCUGAUGUCGAGGCAGAUGUUGAGGGGGAAGAACGUCAAAGCGAUUUCAGUAGUGAUAAUGAGGGGACCGCGACGUCUGAUGAGUUUGAUGAAUCAUCGAGUGAGGAGAGUAGCGAGGGGAGUGAGGAUGAGGCGACGGAUGAGGGCCGCCCCAAGCCACCCAUAAGGAGGCGUGCAGGACGGCUUCACCAGCCAAAUCCUGAUGAUGCCUGGUCUAGUGACAAUACACCACCAUUUGUAGACAGUUUCACUGCCACACCAGGCCUAACUGUCCCAGUGCCAACCACUCCCGUGCAAUUCAUACAAUUAUUCCUGACACGGGCCCUCAUUGAAUAUAUCACAGUGGAAACGAACAGAUAUGCCAGACAAUUUAUUCAGAAUGCUUCCAGGCACACCAUGAGGAUGUGGCAAGAGGUGUCGUUGAAGGAAAUGGCCAGGUAUUUGGGUCUGUCUAUGUUGAUGGGUAUUGCACCCCUCCCGACGAUGAGAAUGUACUGGCAAACAAGCCGGUUGUGGCAUAUGAGGACCUUCAAUAUUUUCAUGACUGCAAAACGAUACCAACAUAUCAGCCAGUUUUUCCAUAGUUACAACAAGCUUGUAAUUUCCCCAAACAAUAAGGACCGAAUGAUAAAAGUGCGCACAAUCAUUACUUAUUUUACCACCAAGUUUGGCACAUACUACGUUCCCAAUAGAGCACUCAGUUUGGAUGAAGGAACAAUGUCGUGGCGUGGUCGUUUAUCCUUCAAGGUUUACAAUCCAAAUAAACCAGAUAAGUAUGGGGUAAAGUUGUACAUGCUUGCUGAGGCAGGGACUGGCUACAUUAUUGACUUUGAGGUGUAUGCCGGAGUUGGUAAGACAACAGUGGAGACAAUGAUGGCCUUGAUGCGGCCAUUAUUGCACAAGGGUUAUCAUCUCUAUAUGGACAAUUACUAUAACUCUGCCCAUCUCACAGAAUUGCUACGGGAACAUAGUGUACACUUGUGGAACACUCAGAUUGCAGCGUGGCGCACCCAAAAUUCUGCAACAACUUGCAAAAGGCAAAUUCCCUGUUGA